AUGUGGGAUAAAUCUCUUAUUGAUGUCUGUUCCUCUAUGAGUUUUGCUCACGUCAUUGUUGUCAGUGGUAGAGUCAUUCUCACAGGGGAAGAUGUUGUUGUUGUUAAUGUGUAUGCGCCUUGCGAGCAGAUAGCUAAAAGGGACUUGUGGGACCGCUUUUUGAUUCCGAAAGUGAAUAGUUUGCAAAGGUUUAAUGACUUUCAUCCUAUAUCUACGGUGGGGUAUAUGUACAAGGUGUUAGCGAAGGUUUUAGUCAAUAGGCUUCGUGCAGUCAUGGGUAGUGUGGUCUCAGAUUCACAGUCAGCAUUUGUUAAGGGGAAGCAAAUUUUAGAUGGUAUCUUGAUUGCAAAUGAAACAGUUGAUGAAGCAAGACACUUGAAAAAGGAGCUUAUUUUGUUUAAAGUUGAUUUUGAAAAGGCUUAUGAUUCAGUGGACUUAAUUAUCUUGAUUAUGUGA
Molecule: messenger RNA, 456 nt
Organism: Medicago truncatula (barrel medic)
Lineage: Eukaryota; Viridiplantae; Streptophyta; Magnoliopsida; Fabales; Fabaceae
Exons: 2
Coding region: 1-456 (151 amino acids)
Source: RefSeq, a predicted model, not a curated record